This is a messenger RNA of Pseudomassariella vexata, 1074 nucleotides long. RefSeq lists its product as uncharacterized. The transcript is spliced from 7 exons. Bases 1 to 1074 code for a protein of 357 amino acids. The record is from RefSeq and is a predicted model, not a curated record. Lineage: Eukaryota; Fungi; Ascomycota; Sordariomycetes; Amphisphaeriales; Pseudomassariaceae.
AUGGAUUCCUUCGCCGAUUGGAAGCGAGAUGUCAUCGACGAUGGGCUUCCGAAUCCGCGCGGUGAGCAGCUGGCGCAUGUCUCUAUCGUGUUCGCCUGUUUGUCGUUCGUCUUCGUUGCUGCCAGGCUACUCACGAGAUGUUUUGUCAACAAACUUGCCGGGCCGGACGACGUGCUUAUCGUCGGAUCGCUGAUUCUGGCUAUAUGCAUGACUGUAUCCUAUAACGAAGAGGCGAGGAAUGGGUUUGGAUUGCAUUUCGACCAAGUAAAUUAUGGGCACAAGGUGAAAGCAUUCAAGUGGUUUUUUGCGGCACAGAUACUGUACAAGGUCGCUACCUGCCUCACCAAGCUAUCGAUACUCAUGCUCUAUCUGCGCAUCUUUCCCGGUCGCAACUUUCGGAUCGCUUCCUGGGUGACGAUGGGCAUCACCGUUACUUAUUCUCUUGCGGCUGUGUUCACCACCAUCUGGUCAUGCAAUCCGAUCCAGAAGGCAUGGGACAAGAAGCUUGAUGGACACUGCUUGGACAUCAUCUCGGUGUGGUACAGUACAUCGAUCAUGAUUAUUAUAACCGACGUCAUCAUUAUAGUGCUGCCCAUCAACGAAAUUCGCCGACUCCAAUUGUCUACAAGGCAGAAGCUGCUGCUAUCUAGCGUCUUCAGUCUAGGCCUAUUCGUUAUUGCGUGUACUGUAGUACGCAUGUACACUGUCUCGCCCAAGACCACCGCCGAGGAUCAGACAUAUUACCAAGCCAUCUCCAAUAGUUGGACAUUCCUGGAAGUCAAUGUUGGAAUUAUUUGUGCCUGCCUUCCAGUGCUCAAAUUCCCUUUCUCGAGGCUAUUAGCUCGGGUUCGAGGAAGGAAGACGACGGCAACUCAGAGCGGACCUUCUGAUUAUGGAUUGAAGACGAUUGGGCAAAUGAACUCGCGACGGAAAUCAGCAAAUACCAAGCCGGAUCACACGGGAGACAGUGUGGAGGAUCUUAUCCUAGGCGAAGCUGCGGGCACUAGGGAGUUUGCUUUGCAGACGACUGUUUCUUCCCAAGUGACUCAAAACGAGAGAUAUGAGUAUCCGUGA